GGCGAGGCGCCGGGGCCGCUGCGCUGCGGGAGCUGCCCCGGAGCGCUGCGGGGCUCGUCGGCCGCCGCCGAAAGGGAUGUGUAACAGCAGGAGAUUGCUUCCCGCUAUAAAUUCUUCAUGGCGUGCUACCCCAUCCUACUAAAAGCACACUCAAGCCCUCUGUGAACACACGCGUGCAGGAUUUUGCGGGGUGGAAGAUGCUUCAAAAAAACUUGUACUGAAUUUAAGUAGGAUCAGGACCAAUUGGUUGGCAAUGCUGCGCCCUUUCCUUCAUCCUAAAAUCCUCCUUGGAUGCUAACUGGCAGUUUUAGCUUCAGAAGGAUUACAAGACUGGAUUAGCACCAACUCUUUUUUGUUUUUCUGGACACUGACUCAUCCAGGAGUCCUUAAGGAGCUAGGGGGAAUGCAUAUGAGGAGCUCAGGAAUGAAGAUAAUGAAGAGAACUUCCUGAAGGUCAUGCAAAGGCAAAUUUGGCUAGUGGGGAAUCGCCUUCCAGAAUAGACUGCAGCCUCAGCCUUCCACUGAAAGAGCUGCACAAGGUGAUGGCCGCGCCGCGGCGGCCGGCAGCGUUCCCCACGGACCAGGCGCGGCGCAGGUAGCGCGGCUCCAUGGAGGGCAGCGGCGCGGCCCCGGAGGAGGAGGAGAGCGGGGCCGCCAACGGCGCUGCCAACGGCGCUCCCCCGCCGCCACCGCCGCCCACGCCGGCCGCCCCCUGCGGCUUCAGCUCCUCCCUCUGCUUCAGCGCCGCCGCUGCCGAGCCGCAGCCGCCCGCGGCCGGUGGCCGGGUGGUGCAGAGCCAGUGGGAGAUCAACAACGCCGCCUGCCAGCCGGAGGAGGAGGAUGAGGACGUGGUGGGGCCGCGGGACCGGCCGCCGGAGGAGCCCGACCUGGUGAUCGAGGUGUCGGGCCGCCGCAUUCGGGCGCACAAGUCGGUGCUGGCGGCCAAGAGUGACUAUUUUCGUGCCCGCGCCUCACGGGACGUCCUGCGGGUGAAGGGGGUGAGCUACGGGGCGCUGCGGCUGCUCAUCGACUACGUGUACACGGCCCGCAUGGGCGAGGUGAGGCACGACAACCUGGCCGAGGUGGUGAGCGGCGCCCGCGUCCUCCAGAUGCCCUGUGCUCUGCACUGUGCCGCCGAGGCCAUGCGCGCCCAGCUCUGCCUCGGCAACUGCUACCAGCUCCUCUGCCUGGCCAAGAAGCAGCGGCUGGCAGAGCUGCGGGAGGCUGCCUAUCGCUUCAUGAGCGACCACUACCUGGAGGUGCUGCGGGAGCCCAGCGUUUACGGCCGCCUCAGCGGCGCCGAGCGGGACCUCAUCCUGCAGCAGCGCAUGGAUGCCGGCCGGCCCUGCUUGCUGGUGGCCGAGGUCAGCGACGCCUUCGAGCGGCCGGGUGGUGGCAGCCGGCCGCAGAGCCGCGAGAGCAGUCGGCCGCAGAGUCCCUCCUCCGUGGUGUCGCUGGAGGAGAGUGGCUCCCUCAUUCACUGCUACCAGGAGUCCAGCGGCGAGUGGAGGGUGCUGACGCGCCUGCCCGAGGAGGCCAACGCCAAGGGCUGCGCCAUGUGUGUCCUCCACAACUACCUCUUCCUAGCGGGUGGCAUUGUGACAGGGCCGCUGGGCAGCGAACCCAGGGCCCGCCUUUCCGACAAGGUCUUCUGCUACAACCCCCUGACCGACACCUGGAGCCAGGUGCGGCCGCUGGCUCAGCCCCGCUCGCAGCUCAAGCUGCUGGCCCUGGAUGGUUACCUCUAUGCUGUGGGCGGUGAGUGCCUCUUCACUGUGGAAAGAUACGACCCGCGGGCCGACCGCUGGAGCCCUGUGGCGCCCCUGCCCAAGGGUGCCUUCGCUGUGGCUCACGAGGCCACCACUUGCAACGGGGAGAUCUAUGUGUCAGGAGGCUCCCUCUUCUACCGCCUGCUCAAAUACGACCCCAAGCGUGACGAGUGGCAGGAGUGCCCUUACAACAGCAGCCGCCGGCGCUCUGCUGACAUGGUGGCCUUCAAGAACUUCAUCUACCGCUUUGAUGUGAGCAGUGGCCGUGGCGGGGAGCAGGGCCCAGGCGGCGGCACGAGCGGCGGUGUUGAAGUUUUCCGGUACAACACGGUGGCCAAGUGCUGGAGCCAGUGCGCCAGCCUGCGGCCCAGCGCUGGCCCCAUCCAGCCCUUCCGCUGCGCGCCCUUGGGCAACACCAUCUACUGCGUCAACCGGACCGGCACCCUUCGCUUCAGCCUAGCCCAGGACGGUGAGGUGGAAGCAGAUGGUGGGCUCAAGGGCACCUUUGACGGGGAGCUUCUUAAAGCUCCCUUGGACGCCAAGGGUGUCCUCCUACCCUUCGUGCUUACCCUGCCUGAGAGGCUGGACAAAACGGGGGACCAGGAGGGCUCCCUCCCACUGUAAGGUGGCCAGCCUGGCUCUGGCUUCCUGGGAGGGGAGUUGGGUUGCACGAACUCCCGUCUGCAGAGGACACCCUCUGUGUUGUGUCUGCAGAGGAAAGGGACUUCCUCCUCUCUGCUCUCAAGAUGUUGAGCUGGUUUUAACUCAGUUGUAACUCUUCUCAUGUUUGCUGUGCUUUGUGGGAAAAGCCAAGCACACAAAAGUGAAAGCUGCUAUAAAGGAUAAUCUCUGGAUUAUGUUUGUGCCAAUCCCCAAUCUGAGAAAAAUGUUUUUACACCUGGAUUUCUAAAAUAUUUGUGACGACAGUGUCAUAAUGGAAUGUUAGUGUUCGUUGUGUGUUUACACAUAGUUGCAAUCUGGGCUGGAGAUUUUUGUGUCAUUUGUGGUUUUUUCCCCUCUAGGAUGAUACUGAGGGAUAAACAUUGCUGGCAGCAUAGUUUAGAUGCAUUUGUUUUCAUGUUAAACCAACUAUUUCCUAUGUUUAAAAAGUAUAGGAAGAACAUCUCCAUCACAGCCUUUCAUUUCUGGUGCAAUAGAUGGUUUAAGGAAGCUGUGUCACUGUAGUAGUCCCAGGAAUUUCAACCACAGAUGAUUUAACAGAUACCAAGCUUAAUGUUUUAAGUAACACAAAUGUGUGCCACAUGUUUUACUUGGAAUGAAAAGAAAAAAAAAAGGUCAAGUUACCUUUUUAAAAUGUGGCAUUUUAUGGUAGAAUACAUUUGAAAAAGGCAGUGGUUUCUGUAUGAAAAUAUACUGUUUAGUUACUUUUUUUGAUCAGAGAUCUUAAAUUAAAAAUUAGCUGAAGCUGUUCAGACUGCAACCAGUUGACAUGACCAUGUAUGCCACUAGAGCUGGGGAAAAACUUUGUUCUUCGUAUGCUCUUUAAUUGACUGCAGGUCAAGGAAGGUUAACCUAAACCAACCUGUGGCAAACAGCCUUUCCCCCUUAUUUCAAGACCAUCAGAAGAGGACAUGGAAAAUAGGAAUGUGCUACACAUGUUGAUUAUAUUGUGCAUUAGCAUGAUGUUAAUUCCUUAUCUUUUGAUUGAGAGACUGCUUUAUUUAUUUUGAACUAAUGAUUGCUGUAAUCAAUAAGUCCUUGUUAAUUGCAGUACAUGCUGAUGGCGUACGCUGUCGUCGUGAUUCUAAAUGGCCAAGAGUGCUGUUUGUGGGGCAGCAUCCAAAUGAGGCAGAACCAUACAAAACUUCUUCCUGCCUGUGGAAAGUUGGAGUACACUUUUUUUGUUGGAGCACAAUGUUUGUCAUGUUAUUCAGAUCUGGAAAACGUAAAAUGUCUGCACAGACGGACUAUAUUGAUAAGGGCACAUGCAUUUAUUUUAUACAUUUUAUAUGUUAAAAAAAAUCAAUAGGCAAAGCAAAUGUUUUAGCUUUAUGGUAAAUCACUGAGAAACCUUUUCUGAACAAAGAACCUGUGUUUUUGCUGGUACAUUGCUGUAUAUUCAGCAUGGAACUCGCAUGGACUGUGGAAAAGAACUGUUUAUACUCAAAGCUCUAGUAUAGAUUCAUAUUUUAGAAAGGUAUAGGGACCUUGCAUCAAAAAAAGCAGAUAUUUUUAUGUUUUAUUAAGAUGUUUUUGUUAAACGGGACUUUAGCAUUCUUACACAUAAUUGCUAGUUCCAAAGGAAGGCAGCAGGCUCUGUCCUACGAGACACCAUCUGUACAAAGAAGAAUAGGAAACUUCAUAGAUAACUUCUUUUCCUUUCCUUUAAUGUUUGGGGUUUUUUUCCUCUUCUCGUUGUUGCACAAGGUUUUAAUGCAGCUGAUCUGGUUAGUCAUUCUGUAGAAAACAGUGGUCCAGUCCUAGAAGUUCUUAGCCAAGCGAGGCUGUUCCCUAGUGAGCUAAUUAAAGCAUCAGCCAGACAGGAGCUGUAGGCCUGUGGAGUGUGACAUUUAUCUUAGCCUCAGUACAGGUUGGUGCAGUGGAAUUUAACAUCCUUCGCAGAAUAUUUGAUUUAAUUCUCAGAUGAGAAUCCUUGGAAAUAUUGACUCUAAAUUAAAUUACAGCGUUGUAGCUUGAGCAGGAAAGAAGAAUUACAUGUUUGCUUUCAGCAUAAUUUUUAUGUUAACUGUAGAAAGUAUUUCAAGCUGUGUAGUGCAAUGCUUAGGUGCAUACUUAAACUAGAGAUGCAAGUGCUAGGCCAGCUCUUGAAAUAGUAGCACCACCAGGAACAAACAAAAGGAAAUGUAUGUUUUAUCUUGCAAUGCAACGCAAUUUCAUAGUUCAAAGACUUACGUAGUAUAGUUCUUAUACUACAGCAUAGUGAGGUAUCAAGCCAGGUUUUGCAUUCCUAUUAAUUAAGCACUUCCAUUCUGCUAAUGCAUGAAAAUGCUUCUAAAUGAGUUUUGGGAAGUUUCCAUGAUUUGAGAUGUGACAGUAAUCCACAAACUUUUGGGAUAGAAUGAACCGUAUCCUUUCUUCCAAUAUUUAUUGCUGUACACUGUGAAGAAAUACAUUUGGAACUAAGUUCUACAGUAAUAAGUGUUCAGCAAACCUGCGGUGGUUUGUGUUUUUGCUAGCUCCUGUUUUUAAAAGAAGUUGAAUCAAGCGCUUACCUGCUUUCACUGUUUACACAGUGUCAGUGGGGAGUCUGGGCUUCAUUAGUAGCUGUCUAUCAAACGUGUUUCCUUUGUACACUGCAUAGUCACAGCCUGUGAUUAACAACAGAGGCAUGUUUCUAGCCAGAUUUCCUACUCUGUGGCCUCUGCUUCCUCCCUGGCAGGCCUGAGGCAGGUUUGCUGAGAAUUGUUUUUUUCCCCCAAUUAUAUCUUCACAAAGAAAUGCCCCCUACCAAACUUUGGUACUAAAACCAGAAUUUAGAUAGUCUUCAGGCAUUUAAAGACUGAAAUUGUCAUUUUGGAACCCUACUGUUUUACUUAAACCUAGCAACAACUAUUUCUUUUACAUGUGGAGCUGCUGAGCAGUUCCCCUCCACCCAUUUGGAAAUGCUCAGAGCAGUUCCAAACCUACCUACCAAGUGGGAUAUCCAGAAACCACUGAUGUAAUAGGGUUUAAUUUAGGUACAAACCAAAGGGCUAGGCCACCCUCGAGUUGUGUUCGCAUAUGUUUUGCUUUUAAAACAGCCAUUUUAUAUAGAGUAGCCUGAAGUCUACCGUAUUUGCAUAGGAACAUGGAGAGCUGUGUGUGCUUUCUUAGCCUGCAAGCAUUCAGUCCGUGUCUCCCACCCUCUGGUUGUCAAUGGACUAAAGGAACUCUUGGAGCUAGUCCAUAUUUAUGCAUUUUGCAUUGUGUGUUAAUUGGCUGAAAGUCUCACAAAUCAUCAAGGUAGUCAUCCUCAGAAUGAUCUGAGACUAACUAGAGGGACACAGUCUGCCCUGCUGUCUUUCUUCCCCCUGAAUUUUACAGUCCUCUUAUUUUAAUGGGACACGGAGGAGAUAGUUGCCCUAAUUUUUCAGGGAGUAAUUUUUCCUCUGUAGACUGCUCCCGUUUUGAAGGUCGUCUGCUAGAGAAUUUAGGCUUGAAUUCCCCUAAGCUGAGUAAGGACUGUAUUGGGGCCUUGCACUGUGUUUGUGUGUGUGUGUGCACACGCCUGUGCUCUCAAAUCUUGAUAGCUGUUCAGGAGAAGUACAUUGGGACCACCUCCUGUGGCUCUUUCUCAGGGGUGAGCUUCAUGCAAAUCCUCCAAAAGCACACAUAGGCUCAUGUACAUUGAGUUCUGGGUAGAUUCCAGGCCUCACCUCCUAGAUGGGUAAUUCAACAUAGAUUUAGUACAAGUUGCUACAGCUGGGCAAGUUUUCUUUGGAAAGCUUUUGCAGACAGGCUCUGUGUCUUGAGUUACCAGUCUGAGGUGGGCUACUCCAUGCACUGUACUGGGAGGCCAAACAGGUAAUUUGGAUUCUUCUCAGAGGUACUACCUUAGUAAAGAGGCAUUGCAGUACCUAACAGUGAAAUGCCUAAAGCCUUCCUUGAAUCUAAAACUAAAUCCCUAUUUCAAUAAAGAAAUGCUGUUAACAGAUGAAAUUUUACUGUUUCUAUUAACUGGUUCCAUAAAAUAUAAAUCUUAAUUGCAGCAAAAGCAUGUGUACAAAUUCUAUUAACACUUGAAACUAAGUAAAAAAAUAAUUGGCAAAAGAAUAACCCUGUUUGAACAAAACUGGGGCUGUUAAGCAACAUGGGGAGGAUGUUAGUCAUACCCUAGUAAUGACUGAAAUUGUGCAGUUGCUGAUGUAAAUUCUGUCCACAGAAAGAUUCUUUGUAAAUAAAUACCUGGUAAAACAUAAAGUGCUAAAAGAAUAAAUUACUCACAUGAAAGCCAUACCUCUCCUGUGCUGUUUGAUUGGCACUCAGAGUGCUGUAUCCCAAUUACCACUAUUCAUGAGUGACUAUUGCUUUUCCUGAUUUACAUCGUGUAUUCCAUUGACUGCCCCAUAGAUAUGUUAGUCUUCAUUGUCACAAAGCUUAACAGUGGUGCUGGUGCUUUGUGUCUGGACUGAUAUGUAGUGUUUUCUCCUGGAAUGAAUCCAGAUCUAGAGAGAAUCCCAUCUUUGGGCUUUUUUUUUUUUUUUUUUUUCCCCAGUAGCAUUGCUCCUGGAAAAAUUAAGAAAACACAGAAGGGGAAAUGGUAGUACUGUUGAGCAGUCAUAAUAGAAAACAUUUUAUAAAUUUCUCUUUUUUCUGCUGUUAUUUUGCAUACCAGAUUGGUGCUGGUUUAACAGAACAGCUCUGCUUGGCUAUUACCAAUAGUAUGAGUCUGAGAACUAUUGUAGCAAAGUGUGUUCUUACCUAUUUGCUGCCUCAGCUCCUCCUCUGAGGUAAUGUAGUGCAAGUUUGUAACAGUUCCAUGCAUUUACUAGGUUACUGGAACUGUUCUGACGUUAUGUUACGGCUACCAAAAGCAGAGAUUGACACACAAGCUCAGUAAAAUUGUGCGCUCAGAAUAUGUAAUCGCAUACUUUUCAUUUGUUUUGGCCUGCUGAAUGCUGAGAGCUGCUGGAAUGAACCCAAUGGUAUUAGGAAUCAGCAGGAGUGCUGGUUUUAGCUUGGGUUGAGUUAAUUUUCUUCACAGUAGCUGGUAUGGGGCUGUGUUUGGGAUUUGUGCUGAAAAGAGUGCUGAUAAUAGAGAUAUUUUCAUUGUUACUGAGCAGUGCUCACACUGAGCCAAAGCCUUUUCUGCUCCUCACCCCACCCCACCAAAGAGGAGGCUGGUGGUGCACAAGGGCUUUGGGGGGGACACAUCUGGGACAGCUGACCCCAUCUGACCACAGAGAUAUUGUAGACCAUUUGUUAUGCUCAGCAUAUAAAGUUGGGGGACGAAGAAGGAAAGGAGGACAUUUGGAGUGAUGGUGUUUUUCUUCCUAAGUCAUCUCUAUGUGUUGGAGCCCUGCUUUCCUGGGGUGGCUGAACACCUGCCUGCCUAUGGGAAGCAGUGAAUUAAUUUCUUGUUCUGCUUUGCUUGCAGGUGCAGCUUUUGGGUUGGUUAUUAAGCUGUCUUUAUUUCAACCCAUGAGUUUUUUCACUGUCCUGAUUGUCUCCCCCAAAUCACUGGGAGGAGUGAGUGAGUGGCUGUGUGGGGCUGAGCCACUGGCUGGGGUUAAACUGAAACAACAGGCUAUUUUGGAGACUAACUUUCAUGAAUUUCUCAAAGGAAAGAAAUGGGAUUGAGGGAUAGAAGGGAAGAGAUGAAUUCAGAGUCACAAGUACCUACUGUAUAUCCAGUUGAAACAAAUAGCAGGGAAGGGAAACCACAGUUGGUACUUGAGACAGUGAUGACUAUAGGGCCAGGAUUUUUCAAGUAUUUCUUAAACAGGCUGGGUUUUUGCCAAUUAUAUUGCUAGUCUUACCAUUUUGCACCUGCAAUGCUUCUCAAACCACCACAGUGUUUAGUAAGCUACCUUUUGCAGGAGUAUGUUGCUUUGCUUUUACAUCUUAGUGGAUAAACCCUCGACAAAUUUGUGAAAUCAUGAAAUAGCAAUGUCAAUGCUGCCACUUUCAACAGAUUAACUAAUGCAAGUUCUUUAGACACUGUUCACAGUUCAGGUGAAUUAUAUGUGUAACUGAUGUAUUAAUAGUUUCAUUUUUGAAGCAUAUAUAGGUAAAGCUUUUUAUGUACUCCCAGUUUAUGUUGUAAUGAAAUAAAUAUUUCAAAAAAAGCUUA
Molecule: messenger RNA, 8523 nt
Organism: Hirundo rustica (Barn swallow)
Lineage: Eukaryota; Metazoa; Chordata; Aves; Passeriformes; Hirundinidae
Gene: KBTBD11
Product: kelch repeat and BTB domain containing 11
Exons: 6
Coding region: 609-2393 (594 amino acids)
Molecular function (GO): protein binding
Source: RefSeq, a predicted model, not a curated record